CCUCCACGGCCUCGGCAAUCCUGCCACACUUCGCACCACGAGAUUGGUUUACUGUUACGUAGUCAACUUUAAUAGUGCGAAAAUGAUUUCCUUGGAUUCUGGACCAGGAAUGGCAGCUCUCCAGGCGUGGGGUGGUCAAGUGGCUGCCUACGGAGCCGCUAACCAAACCGUUGUCGAUAAAGUACCACCUGAUAUGCUACACAUGGUCGAUCCUCAUUGGUACCAAUUUCCACCUAUGAACCCACUAUGGCACGCCCUAUUAGGCUUCACAAUCGGAGUUCUUGGCUUCAUAUCAAUUUCGGGUAACGGAAUGGUCAUUUACAUUUUCAUGUCAACAAAGAGCCUUAAAACACCAUCAAACCUUCUCGUAGUGAAUUUGGCAUUCUCAGACUUCCUCAUGAUGUGUGCUAUGUCUCCAGCGAUGGUCGUUAACUGUUACAAUGAAACUUGGGUUUUCGGACCUUUUGCAUGCGAGCUAUAUGCUUGUGCUGGUUCAUUAUUUGGGUGUGCCUCGAUUUGGACGAUGACAAUGAUUGCUUUCGACCGCUAUAAUGUUAUUGUGAAGGGCAUUGCGGCAAAACCAAUGACGAACAACGGCGCUCUUCUACGCAUUCUUGGAAUUUGGGCAUUUUCGCUAGCUUGGACCCUUGCACCCUUCUUUGGCUGGAAUAGAUAUGUGCCUGAAGGAAACAUGACUGCAUGCGGUACUGACUAUCUGUCUAAAGAUUGGUUUAGCCGCAGUUACAUUCUUAUUUACUCCGUUUUUGUUUACUUCGCCCCACUUCUUCUCAUCAUAUAUUCGUACUUCUUCAUUGUGCAGGCCGUAGCUGCCCACGAAAAAGCAAUGAGGGAACAAGCGAAAAAAAUGAACGUCGCCUCUCUCAGAUCAUCUGAAGCAGCCAACACCAGCGCUGAAUGCAAACUCGCCAAGGUGGCAUUGAUGACAAUUUCCUUGUGGUUCAUGGCUUGGACACCUUAUUUGGUUAUAAACUACACAGGGGUGUUUGAAAGCGCCCCGAUCAGUCCUCUGGCCACCAUUUGGGGAUCGCUCUUUGCCAAAGCUAACGCUGUGUAUAAUCCGAUUGUUUAUGGCAUCAGUCAUCCCAAAUACCAAGCAGCGUUGUAUGCAAGGUUCCCUUCAUUACAAUGCCAAUCAGCACCUCCGGACGAUGGCGGCUCCGUGGCUUCGGGUGCCACAGCUGUCUCGGAGGAGAAGCCGGCCGCGUGA
Molecule: messenger RNA, 1228 nt
Organism: Bombyx mandarina (wild silkworm)
Lineage: Eukaryota; Metazoa; Arthropoda; Insecta; Lepidoptera; Bombycidae
Product: opsin-1
Biological process (GO): G protein-coupled receptor signaling pathway; phototransduction; visual perception
Cellular component (GO): membrane
Molecular function (GO): G protein-coupled receptor activity
Source: RefSeq, a predicted model, not a curated record